Molecule: messenger RNA, 1532 nt
Organism: Chrysemys picta bellii (western painted turtle)
Lineage: Eukaryota; Metazoa; Chordata; Testudines; Emydidae
Product: clathrin heavy chain 2-like
Biological process (GO): intracellular protein transport; receptor-mediated endocytosis
Cellular component (GO): clathrin coat of coated pit; clathrin complex; clathrin coat of trans-Golgi network vesicle
Molecular function (GO): clathrin light chain binding; structural molecule activity
Source: RefSeq, a predicted model, not a curated record
AGCACGGGGGCUGGGAGCCAGGACUCCUGGGUUCUCUUGCGGCUCUGGGAGGGGAGUGGGGGCUGGUGGGGUAGAGCCAGGACUCCUGGGUCCCAAGCUGCUCUCUGUGAUGUUGUCAGAGGGUGGGCUCCACCCGUUCAUUAGCGCUGAUUGCACCAGGGUGUGGCCAGGCAGUGCCGGGGGGAGGGGAUAUAUCAGACCCCUGUGGAGGCCCAGUAGGGAGCUAGUGAGCAGGGGGAGGGGGUUUCCCUGGGGUAGGGCUUUGGGGUGAAGUGUGUCUUGCACAGCUGGGUGCCUGGGGCCUCCCCAGGGGUGAGCUCCCUGCCCCCAGGCUGACCUGCCCCCUCAGCCAUGGGUGAGUCCCCCGUGCGAGUGGAGGUGCUGACCCAGCUGCAGCACCACGGCAUCCCCUCAGAGCAGAUCACCUACCCUCGCGUCACCCUCUCCGCGCCCUGGCGGCUCUGUGUCCGGCAUGGCCUCCCCGAGGACCCUGCUGGGGCCCGAGUCACCCUGCUCGACCUGCGUGAGCCCCACGGCCCAGCCACCCACAGCUGGCCCCUGCACCAGGCCCAGGGUGCGCUGGCCCACCCCAGCCAGCCCCUGCUGGCCCUACGAGCGGGCUGUGUGGCACAGGUGUUCGAUGUGGCGCAGCGCUGCCUACGCUGGCAGUGGACCUUUGCCCACCCCCUGGAGUUCUGGGCCUGGCUGGAGCCCAACACGCUGGCGCUGGUGACGGAGGAGGAGGUGUUCCACUGGGCCCUCAGCCGACCAAAGCCGCGGCGUCAGUUCUGGCGCCAUGAGCAGCUGUGGCGCACGGAGGUGGUGGGAUACCAGCAGGACGCCAGCGGGCUCUGGCUGGCGCUGUCCACACUGGGCCUGGACCAGAAGGGCCAGGUGGUGGGGCUGACCCAGCUGUACUGGCGGGGGGGGCGGCUCUCCCAGGUCAUCGAGGCCCAGGCGGUGGCGCUGCCCCGGCACAGCUUCUCCAGGAACCCCCACCCCUCCUCCGCCUUGCUGGCCGCCGUCCGGCACGGGGCAGAGCGCUACGGGCAGUUCCACGUGGUGGAGCUGGGCCCGCACCAGCCAGGCAACGCUGCCCUGCUCAGUGCCCGCGCCAGCCUGGCCUUCAAGGGUGCCCGGCCCGGGGACUUCCCCAGCGCCGUGCAGUUCGCCCCACGGCUGGGCCUGGCCCUGGUGCUCACCAAGCACGCCCUGCUCUUCCUGGCCGACGUGGAGACCGCCCAGCCCCUGCACCGCGUCCAGCUGGCCUGGGACAUCGUCUUCACCACGGUGCCCGACCCCCCCCGCCACGGCCUGGUGGGGGUGUGCCGCAGCGGCAAGGUGCUGUCGGUCUCGCUGGGCCUGGACCCCCUCCUGCAGCUGCUGUCGCACCGCCCUGCCAGUCUCUAUCUCACCCAGCGCCUGCUGCAGCUGGUGGGGCGGGUGCCGCGCCCCGGGGCCAGCCCAGACCCCAAGCUGGGGGGCUGGGGAGCGGGCAGGGCUGGGGGGCUCUGUCACUAGGGUAACUUGUA